GAGAACUCAUCACCAGAAUCAAUCUGAAUCUGUGCCAUGGCUCCCACAACGUCGCGAAUGUCCAGUGCGUCCAUCGCCUUCCUCCCUGACGAUUUACUCUACGAAACAUUUCUCCAGUGCGCUGGUGCCUGUCUCCAGCCGCACAUAGGUCCGGAUGUAUGGCCGUUCAAUCGCGCCGUCGAAUCCUUCACACCUUUUUGGCGCAUCAACGACCACCUCUGCAGCCGUUACACCUCUCCCGGCCGGCCCAAAUGCUGGGACUGGACCGCGACGCGACUGAUGCUAGUCUGCAAGCGCUGGUCCGCUCUCAUCCUCGACAGACGUGUUCUCUGGAGUCGUCCGCUGUUCCUUGAGGAGAGAUCGGCUCAAUGGACGCUAUCUCGCUCGGGCAACGUACCACUCAUUGUCCGACACGCGCUGUUGGGGCUUGCCGACAACUCUUGGUUCCUCAACUUCAUGGGUCAAGAGCGGGGAUUCUCGCGCUGCCGCGAAGUCGUUAUCGAUGUCGACCGUCGUAUUGGCGGUGCGUACGAUGACUUCCUGUGGCUUGCACAAGGUUGGCCUUCCGCUGCACCACUGCUCGAGGUGUUAGCGCUGGGCAUACCUUCCGGGCGCCCUCGAAGGCCCAACCCUCUCUCGACAGCGUUUCUGCAGUCGGCAACGCGCCUGAGAACGCUGGCGCUGGUGAAUUUUCCGCUCGAAAGCUGGAGCUCUGUCCACCUGAAAAACUUGACGACUUUCAUCUUCCGCUCAGAGGGCCGCUUCGAGUACACCACCGUUCGAGAUAUUAUACGUUUUCUAAGAAAUACACCACAACUUCAAACACUUGUGCUUGGUGCCCCUAAGAGCCACUUCAUCGAGGAACUUACACCCGUGCCUUGUAUACGUCCCGUCGUGGCCCUGAACUGUCUGUCGAGGUUAUCUCUAUCUGGACCUCGGAUGCAUGCGCUCGAUUUGUUCCAACACAUUUCUCUCCCUCCGAAUGUAGUCCUGGAACUGCGUAUGUAUCGCUGUCACCCCACUGAUAACGUGCUCUAUCACCUCGAAGAGGCGAUCCAGGAACGCUAUCACGCAGCGCCGCUCCCGCUGGACCCUCAGACAGACUUAGGUGAUGCAGAUCACCGCGGCUCUCUCCCGACCUUUGACCGCGUUUCCGUUCACUUCUAUCGCAACGUGGAGGUCACCAUCACAGGCUUCACCGCAGCCGCCGACGGCACACUGCACCCCGCGAUCUCAAUCGUACUCGGCGUCGAAGGGGUUCAACGUCCAGCCUCCCUCGUCGCGCAGGUCCUCCGGGUCCUCCGGUCCGGCUCUGCGGCGUCAUUCGCGCUCUCGUCGUCCCGUCGCGAGGACUUUGACGACGCGGUGUUCGCGGAUGAGGCGCUGUGGCACGGGCUCUGGCGCGCGCUCCCCGCGCUGAAGAUUCUCGAGAUCGUCAACCCGGAGACGAGCCUCGAGCCGUUCAUGCGCUCGCUCAUGCCGCCGCUGCCGCCGUCGCUCAGGGCGGGUGCCUUGGAGGAGGAGGAGGGCUGCCCGCUGCCCGCGCUGGAGGAGCUGCAUGUAUGCGACAGCUACUCUGAAGCUUCUGCGGUGUUACCCGGGUUCGCGUGUUUGCGGCAAGCUUUAAAGGCACGAGCGGAGAGCGGGCGGCGUCUACGGCUGCUGGAGCUGAGAAAUUGGACGGCUCAGGUGAUAUGGAGUGUGGAAGAGAUGAGGUCAGAGCGGACGGUUGAUGAGGUUGUUUUUAAUGGGUUCUUCGUACGGGGAUAAGGGUGAGUCCCAUCUGGGUUGGGCCUGGUUGUUGUUGAAGUAAAGGGUACGUUGGAAGGAACGAUGGCGGGUUGGCGGGGCACAAGGUGAACAAAAGCUGAUGAAGCGGCGGGCAGGAAGCGAAGUGGAGAGGGUGGGUUGGCGCGCCGCUCGCAGCAAGCUGGGGGAUAGUGCAGGUGGUCGGGCGAUAAGCUGAGUCUAAUUCGCAUCUUUCGAACAACGAAAAGGCAAUCCAUUCACUGAUGCGUUGAGACCAGGCCUCCAUCACUGACACACCAGAUACAGUAUAAGUAGAGUAAGUAUGGCCGUCCAUACUUGUCUUCCAGACAUCACAAGGGUGUACCGAUAUCGCGCUAUAUCCAGUCCAGGGUGAUGAGGUUUCGAUGGCUAGCCAUGCAAAAGAGACAUUCUCAACGCCACUAGUAUUCUUUUGUGACUACUGUCGACCGAAGAACGAUGCAUACAUG
Coniophora puteana RWD-64-598 SS2 is the source of this 2237-nucleotide messenger RNA. RefSeq lists its product as uncharacterized. The coding region runs from base 37 to 1770 and encodes 577 amino acids. The transcript has a single exon. The record is from RefSeq and is a predicted model, not a curated record. Lineage: Eukaryota; Fungi; Basidiomycota; Agaricomycetes; Boletales; Coniophoraceae.